ACCCUCUCCUACACCACUGGAAAAAUGGCGACGAGUAUGCUGCGACUGCCGCUACGACUCCUCACCAAAAAUGCGGGGAUAGUGAGCCGUAACACCGGCUCGAAAACAUCAAACAUAUCCAGGGCGACUCAAAGUAGGACCGUAGUAACAACGCCGUCGGGAGCAAUCUUACCGAAACCGAGUAAAACCCCAUUCGGUCUUAUCCGCAUGACAGCAGUGGUGGUGCCUUUCCUGUAUGUGGGAACCUUGAUCAGCAAGAACUUCGCUGCUCUUUUGGAGGAGCAUGACAUCUUUGUCCCUGAAGACGACGAUGACGACGACUGAGCUAACAUCAGAAAAUAAAUGGGUGCUUUGCAAUAUUAAGCGGGGGCACAUCAACUGGCACAAGGAAGAUGGGGAAGACGGGGCAUGGCCUUCCACCUCUACCCAUCUCCUCCCUCUCCUCUGCUAUUUAUGUUUUUAUCACAAAAUUCAUUUUUGAUGAAUCUCAUAUCAUGUGAGGCUACCAAAAAUACUCGUUAUGCCCUCACUCUUGUUUGCAUGUUUAUCAGUGAACUCAAUAAAGGGAGUCGAUUACACAUGGAUAAA
Plectropomus leopardus (leopard coralgrouper) is the source of this 588-nucleotide messenger RNA. It is a transcript of the gene smdt1b, whose product is annotated as single-pass membrane protein with aspartate-rich tail 1b. Lineage: Eukaryota; Metazoa; Chordata; Actinopteri; Perciformes; Serranidae. Gene Ontology annotation, biological process: mitochondrial calcium ion homeostasis; calcium import into the mitochondrion. The record is from RefSeq and is a predicted model, not a curated record. Gene Ontology annotation, cellular component: uniplex complex.